AGUGAAGCCAUUUGGUGAGCUAGCUCCCCAGAGAAUGGGCCUGCAUAAAUCUCCAAAAGGUGAAAUUGGGUGAAAAUGACCACAGAGAUAUCCUAGCAAACAGAAAACAACAGGAAGGUGUCUUAUGAAGAAGGACCCCCUUUAACUUGACUAUGAGUCAAACAAGGAAGAAAAAUUCCUCAGAAGGAGAAAGUAAAUCCCAGACUUCAUUUGUUAACAAAUUCCUCAGGGACUCCAAAGCUGAAAGCAGAAAGGAGAACAAUGACCUUAAAACAACUGAUUCCCAACCCAUCGAUGGGUUACAGAAGACAGCCACCUUCGACACUGCUAAGCCUCUCAGUUCAGAAGUGGAAUUUAGACCCAGGACGGAGAAAAAUGAGCAGUUCCUGCAGAAGCUGGGCAAAAAGGCUGUCGACAAGUGUCUAGAUUUGAAUAACUGUGGAUUAACAAGAGCGGACCUGAGGGAAGUGGUUGCUUUGCUGCCUUUUCUCCCAGACCUGGAAGAACUGGAUAUUUCCUGGAAUGAUUUUGUAGGUGGAACCCUCCAUUCAAUCACUCAGCAAAUGCAUCUGGUCAGCAAGUUAAAAAUCCUGAGGCUGGGUAGUUGCAGACUUACCACUGAGGAUGUUCGAGCACUGGGAGAAGCACUUGAAAUGAUACCUGAACUUGAGGAGCUAAAUUUGUCCUGGAACAGUAAAGUGGGAGGAAACUUGUCCCUGAUCCUCCAGAAGUUCCAAAAAGGAAGCAAGAUACAAACGCUUGAGCUCGUGGACUGUGCCCUCACGACAGAAGAUGGGGCAUUUGUGGGUCAGUUGCUACCUGUGCUGCAAGGUCUUGAAGUGCUUGAUCUUUCCAUGAACAGAAACAUCGGAGGCAGUCUGGACAGGCUUGCUCAGGUUAAAUGUACUUCAAAUCUGAGGGUGUUGAAGCUACAUUCAUGUGGAUUAUCACAAAAGAGUGUCAAAACAUUGGAGAUUGCUUUCAGAUACUUGGGUGAGCUGAGGAAAUUAGAUCUUUCCUGCAACAAGAAGCUGGGUGGAGGCUUUGAAGACUCGUCUGCCCAGCUGGCGCUGCUAAAGCAUCUGGAAGUCCUAGAUCUUCACCAGUGCUCCCUGACAGCAGACGACGUGGUGUUACUGACCCAGGUUAUCCCUUUACUCUCAAAUCUUCAAGAAUUGGAUUUAUCAGCCAACAAAAAGAUGGGCAGCUCUUCUGAAAACCUACUCAGCAGGCUCCGGUUUUUACCAGCACUGAAGUCGCUACUAAUCAACAACUGUGCUUUGGAGAGUGAGACUUUUACAGCUCUGGCUGAAGCCUCCAUUCACCUCCCUGCUCUGGAAAUACUCAACCUUUCUUGGAAUAAGUGUGUUGGCGGCAACCUGAAGCUGCUGCUGCAGUCGCUGAAGCUUUCCGCGGCUCUUCAGGAGCUGAGGCUGAGCAGCUGCUCCCUGCUGACAGAGGACGUGGCUCUCCUGGCAUCAGUCAUAGUGACGGGUCAUCUGGCCAAACUGCACAAGCUGGACCUGAGCUAUAAUGACAGCAUCUGCGAUGAAGGAUGGGCCAUCUUCUGCCAAAACGUGUGGUUCCUCAAAGAGUUAGCCGAGCUGGAUAUUAGCCUUCGACCAUCCAAUUUUCGGGAUUGUGGACGAUGGUUUAGACACUUGUUAUGUGCCGUGACCAAACUUCCUGAGAUCACUGAGAUAGGAAUGAAAAGAUGGAUUCUCCCAGCUUCAGAGGAGGAAGCACUAGAAUGCUUUGACCGAGAUCACAAAAGAAGCAUUCACUUUGACCAUGGUGGGUUUCAGUAAAGUGAUUUCCCAAGUCUUACUAAGCUGCAAACCAUUCUCCGAAGGAAAAGAGCAUGAAUGGAUUCCAGUGUCAUUAACUGAGUAUCAACUUUGGGGCCACUUAUAUAAUAAUCUAAUAUGAGCAUGUCAUUAUUCUCUAUUUUAUGAAACAAAAAUGGCAUUUUUCAAUAUAUUUAAUUUGUUUUGAAUAUAUAGUUUGCUCACUGUUUAGAAGGCCUUACAAAAAUAUUUAGAUUCUGCUACUGCAACUGCUUUUUUCUUGCCGUGAUUUCUGCCUUUUCUUUUCCUAUGUGUUAAAUGUUCUGAAUAUAAGGAUGUGUGUGUGUGUGUGUGUGUG
This is a messenger RNA of Microcebus murinus (gray mouse lemur), 2145 nucleotides long. RefSeq names its product leucine rich repeat containing 31 (gene LRRC31). Gene Ontology annotation, molecular function: protein binding. The record is from RefSeq and is a predicted model, not a curated record. Lineage: Eukaryota; Metazoa; Chordata; Mammalia; Primates; Cheirogaleidae.